Zingiber officinale is the source of this 687-nucleotide messenger RNA. RefSeq names its product histidinol dehydrogenase, chloroplastic-like. Gene Ontology annotation, cellular component: cytoplasm; chloroplast stroma. The record is from RefSeq and is a predicted model, not a curated record. NCBI's taxonomy places the organism in Eukaryota, Viridiplantae, Streptophyta, Magnoliopsida, Zingiberales, Zingiberaceae. Gene Ontology annotation, molecular function: metal ion binding; histidinol dehydrogenase activity; NAD binding. Gene Ontology annotation, biological process: L-histidine biosynthetic process. The transcript is spliced from 8 exons. Bases 1 to 687 code for a protein of 228 amino acids.
AUGCACCAGCCUCCACAGAUUGCCGGGUGCAAAACCAUUGUUCUAGCAACUCCGCCUGGUCGUGAUGGCAGUAUUUGCAAGGAAGUGUUAUAUUGUGCAAAGAAAGCUGGCGUCACCCACAUUCUAAAAGCUGGGGGAGCUCAGGCGAUCUCAGCGAUGGCUUGGGGAACAUCAUCUUGCCCAAAGGUUGAAAAAUUUUUUGGGCCAGGAAAUCAAUAUGUUACUGCUGCAAAAAUGAUUCUUCAGAAUAGUGAAGCCAUGGUUUCCAUUGAUAUGCCUGCUGGCCCUUCAGAGUUGCUGGUCAUCGCCGACAGACAUGCCAAUCCAGUUCACAUAGCUGCAGAUCUACUCUCUCAGGCAGAACAUGGUCCUGACAGUCAGGUAGUUCUUGUCAUUGCUGGAGAUGGUGUCAAUGUUGAUGCAAUUUUAGCUGAAGUGAGCAAACAAUGUGAUAGCCUUCCUAGGGGAGAAUUUGCUUCAAAAUCACUUGGUCAUAGCUUUGUUCAACUACUGCAUCAUUUUAGUAGUUACUGCACUAUUGUUGUAGCUACUGCACAGUUUGAGCAGCUACAAUACAAUUGUAGCAGUUACUAUAUAGUAAUUGUUACAAGUUAUAGUAACUACUGCAUAAUAACUGCUACAACUUGUAGCAGUUACUGCACGGUUGUAGCAGCUACUGUAUAUUAG